Molecule: messenger RNA, 2553 nt
Organism: Parastagonospora nodorum SN15
Lineage: Eukaryota; Fungi; Ascomycota; Dothideomycetes; Pleosporales; Phaeosphaeriaceae
Exons: 1
Coding region: 1-2553 (850 amino acids)
Cellular component (GO): mitochondrion
Molecular function (GO): oxidoreductase activity; protein binding
Source: RefSeq, a predicted model, not a curated record
AUGGAUACCUCUCAACGCGUUGUUAUUAUCGGCGCUGGCAUCGUCGGCACCAACCUUGCUGACGAGCUCGUCUCGCGAGGAUGGAAAAACAUCACUGUCGUUGAACAAGGACCGCUGAGUCUCCCGGGAGGCUCAACAUCGCACGCUCCUGGCUUAGUUUUCCAAACGAACCCCUCCAAGACGAUGACACUCUUUGCAAAGUACACGGUCGAAAAGCUUCAGUCGCUCUACAAGGAUGGUCAGAAUUGCUUCAACCAAUUGGGAGGCCUGGAGAUCGCGACAAUCCCAGAAAGACUCGAGGAGCUUAAGCGCAAGCACGGAUACGCACAAUCCUGGGGCAUCGAAGCACAUCUGAUAAGCGCGGAGGAGUGUCUCCAGAAGUAUCCUUUGUUGAACAAGGAUAUGGUACUUGGAGGUUUGCACAUUCCCAGUGAUGGCCUAGCGCUCGCAGCCCGUGCCACACAAAUCCUCAUCGAAAGCACACGCAUUGCCGGUGUGAGCUAUCGAGAACACACACUUGUCACUGGCAUCGAACAAGCAGAUGGCCAUGUCACGGGUGUGACGACCAACAACGGCUCUAUUCCGGCAGAUAUCGUUGUAUCUUGUGCCGGGUUCUGGGGCGUUGAGAUCGGCAAAAUGAUUGACUUGAAGGUUCCUUUGCUUCCGCUGGGCCACCAGUACGUGAAGACCACAGCUGUACCUAGCCUGGUUGGAAGGGAGGUGAAUAAGAACAUCAAUGCUAUGAACGCCGAGCUGCCCAUUCUGCGACACCAGGACCAGGACUUGUACUACAGGGAACACGGAGAGCAAUUUGGUAUUGGCUACUAUGGCCAUCGCCCAAUGCCCGUUGAUGCUGGAUCUUUGGGCGUCACACCCAAGGAGGUAGAUGACAAGAACAUGCCAUCCCGUCUCGACUUCACCCCCGAAGACUUUGAGCCCGCUUGGCAAGCCACAAAGGAGUUGCUUCCCGCCUUACGGGAGACAGAGAUUGCUGACGGCUUCAACGGCGUCUUCUCCUUCACACCAGAUGGCGGAUCCGUAGUUGGACAGGCACCAAACCUGGACGGCUUCUAUGUGGCUGAGGCUGUAUGGGUAACGCAUUCAGCUGGUGUUGCGCGAGCUGUUGCUGAAGUGCUGACCGAAGGACGAUCGAGAAUCGAUAUCGCUGAACUUGAACUGACACGAUUCGAAGAGGUUCAGCUCAGCACCGAAUAUGUCAGCGAGACAUCCCAACAGAACUUCGUCGAGAUCUACGACAUCAUCCACCCACUUGCACCGAAGGAGAACCCCCGAAACCUUCGCGUCAGUCCAUUCCAUGCUCGACAGCGAGAACAAGGUGCAUUCUUUCUCGAAGUUGGCGGCUGGGAGCGACCACACUGGUACGAGUCGAAUGCAGACCUAGUCAAGACAUUGCCGCCGGAGUGGCAGCACGUGGAUCGCGACGCCUGGUCAUCGAAAUUUUACUCGCCGAUUGCUGCAGCUGAGGCUUGGAAGACACGGAACGCCGUUGCGAUGUAUGAUAUGACAACCUUCCACAGAUUUGAGGUUGCCGGCCCUGGUGCCGUGCACCUGCUACAACGCCUGGCCACGAGCGAUGUCACUAAGCAAGCAGGCUCCAUCACACAUACACUGCUCCUCAAUAGUCACGGCGGAAUCUUGAGUGAUAUAUUCAUCUCAAGGCUCGACGGCGACCUGUUCCAAGUUGGUGCAAACACCGCAACUGACUUAGCUUAUCUCGCACGCGAAGCUCGCAAACAGACCAAACAUACACCAGGACAAUGGGCACAGGUUCGGGAUAUUACUGGAAGUACUUGUUGCCUUGGUCUGUGGGGUCCAAGGGCUCGUGAUGUGAUCCGCGCCAUCAGCCCCGAAGACUUUUCGAACAAGAGCCUACCCUACAUGGGUGUGAAGAAGACUAGUCUUGCUGGCAUCCCAGUCACCAUGUUCCGAAAGUCUUUCGUCGGCGAACAUGGCUGGGAAAUUCAGACAACACCUGAGUACGGACAACGCCUAUGGGAUCUCUUGUGGCAGUCCGGCAAGCCACAGGGAUUAGUCGCUGCUGGUCGUGCUGCUUUCAACGGUCUCCGCAUAGAGAAGGGAAUCCGAGCGUCAGGGUCGGAUAUGACCUCGGAACACAAUCCAUGGGAGGCGGGCGUGACAUAUGCCAUCCAAAUGGACAAAAAGGCGGACUUUGCUGGGAAAGCCGCGUUGGAGCCCCUGUCGAGGAAGACGUCCGCCCGUCGAUUACGAUGCCUGACGGUCGAUGAUGGCCGCUCCAUGUGUCUUGGCAAGGAGCCUGUGUUCUAUAACGGCAAGGCGGCUGGUUAUGUUACGACCGCAGCAUUUGGAUACACAGUGCGCAAGCCCGUGGCAUACGCUUGGCUACCGGGCAACGUCCGAGAAGGCGAAGCUGUUGAGAUCGAAUACUUCGGAAAGAAGAUCAAGGCGACGGUGACGCCUGACCCUCUGUACGAUCCGCAAGACCGUCGUCUGCGUAGCGAUGGUCCUUCCAGAGAGCCAGAGCUACAGAAGCGCCUGAAGUCAUUAUUGUAA